Messenger RNA from Pogoniulus pusillus (Red-fronted tinkerbird), 1642 nucleotides. It is a transcript of the gene GHRH, whose product is annotated as growth hormone releasing hormone. Gene Ontology annotation, cellular component: extracellular region; perikaryon; terminal bouton. The record is from RefSeq and is a predicted model, not a curated record. Gene Ontology annotation, biological process: growth hormone secretion; adenylate cyclase-activating G protein-coupled receptor signaling pathway; positive regulation of multicellular organism growth. Gene Ontology annotation, molecular function: growth hormone-releasing hormone receptor binding; peptide hormone receptor binding; growth hormone-releasing hormone activity. NCBI's taxonomy places the organism in Eukaryota, Metazoa, Chordata, Aves, Piciformes, Lybiidae. Bases 213 to 779 code for a protein of 188 amino acids. The transcript has 8 exons.
GGAGGAGUUGUGUUUGCAGGAGGGGAAGGAAACUCCUGGGCAGGAGCCGGUCGAGGAAGCACCUGUUUUCUGCGGCACGUCUGUGGAUAGAAGAAUAGUGAGAGUUGGAAAGGACUUCUGAGGAUCAUCUAGUCCAACCCCCUGCUAAAGCAGGGUCACCCACAGCAGGCAGCCCAGGAUCACAGCAUUCAGGUGACUGCAAAGGGUGGAAGAUGCUGGAUAAGGCCACCCUGCUGCUGUUCCUGCAUUUAGUUGCAUGCUCCAUCUCCUCUCCUCUCUACCCAGCUCUCAGGUACAGCCCAGGGAUGGCUGCUGGCAAGGCUGUGAACUUCCAGCUACAGCACAGCAGCCCACUGCAGAGCCAUGACCUCUCAGCAGAGGAGCAGGAGGAGAAGAGUUUGUUAACAGGCCCCACUGAGAAAAGAAGGUUCUCUGCUGGCCCAGGAGCCCAGCUGGUGCCUGCCUCCCCGCGCAGGACACAGCGCCACGCCGAUGCCAUAUUCACCGACAACUACCGCAAGUUCCUGGGGCAGAUUUCUGCCCGCAAGUUCCUGCAGACCAUCAUCGGCAAGCGGCUGGGCAGUGGGAGCAGCCCGGGAGAGGGGAUGCAGGAGCUCCUGACAAGGCGCCAGUCUGACAGCAUCCUGAUGGACAGCCGCUACCACCAGCAGAUGGUACUGAGGGACUUCCUGGGGGCCAUCCUGCAGAGGCAGAGGCCUCAGGACUUGAAGAGCAGUCAGUUAGAAGGCUUCCCCAGUACCCUGGUGAAGCUCAUGUAAAUACUUCUCCCUUUCUCACAUCCCCGUGCUCUGAGUAAUUCAGAGCUCAUGGACCUAACUGUACAGCAGUGAAGACACUCCUGAUGUAAGCAGCUGGAAGCUGAUGCAUACACUCCUCAGACCUGUUCAAAGAAGGGUGGUUCUGAUGUUCUACUUAUUUACUUCAGUCCUCACCUUUAACUCCCCACUCUGAAUCUUGCUCCAUGUACUGCAUCAGAACAAAACCUCCACAGUUUAACCUCAGGCUGCUUGACAAAGACUAACCUAACCAGUACACUUGUAAUCCUGGGGACAUACUGUCUGCUAAUGAAAGCUUACAAAUCACCAAGCCUAGCAAAAUUUCAGCCAAGUCAUCAUUCUGUUUGAGGGCCUGAUUAAUAAACAUGAGGCCACCAAAAGGCACCUUUAGGCAACUUAGUAAAUUGAUUACAGCCUUCUCUAUAUAGAUGCUGAUGGCACAACCACACAGGCAGCUCGGAUCAGGGCGGGGCAAGACAUGAAUCCACAAGCCUACCACCCAUCAGCAACGCUUGAUACACAGCCCUGGCAGCAAAACAGCUCUCAGCAGCUCAGCCACUACUGAAGCUACAGCUCUGCAGGAGUUAAAGGAGAUCCCUGUGCAUCAGAUUGGACUGUCACUGUGUUUUAAUUCAACCUGCCAUCCCAUGGCUAGUUACAGCUGUAAAUGCUUUCCAAGAAGUUAUUAACCCUGUGGUCUCAUACAGCUACUCUUCCUUCCCUGUCACCCCAAUUCUCCUGUUGUUUGUGUAAUCACUUCAGAAAUGUAAAUAAUGCCAGGAUUGGAUCUGCUUUCCUAUCACCAGGAAAUUAAAAGUUGUUCUAAAUAAACCUGUCCAACAGCA